Melitaea cinxia (Glanville fritillary) is the source of this 1548-nucleotide messenger RNA. RefSeq lists its product as uncharacterized. Bases 66 to 1016 code for a protein of 316 amino acids. The transcript has 5 exons. NCBI's taxonomy places the organism in Eukaryota, Metazoa, Arthropoda, Insecta, Lepidoptera, Nymphalidae. The record is from RefSeq and is a predicted model, not a curated record.
CCCGUGACCCACAAAUGGAUUUGGUGACAACGUGUGAGUGCUGGUGAUAAAGACAAAGUGACAAUAUGAUUCCUUUAAUAUUUGUCGUCGCGUCCGCGCUGCUGGGACAGGCUCGAUCGGGUCCUGUUGAACUUAACUGCAGUGAUAAUGCCACUUGUAUAGAUCACAUGGCGAAGGAGUUUGUAAGAAGUUUGAGAGAGCAGAAAACGAUAAAACUCUUCGAUUUGUUUACGAUUGAACCGUUAGGUAACAGGCAAGGGAGGUCUAAUAAAGAUCCCUUAACAAGAUUGAUAACAACACACGCGAUUAGUUUCGACUGGAACGAUUUCACGUUCAGAUUCUCCAAUCCUGAAGAUAGGAGCGAUGCAUUGGAUUUAGAAGUUUUUGAAAGCAGAAGUGUCAAAGAUGUUUCGGAUGAGGUUCCGAAGAAAUCAAAAGGCAAGGAUGAGGAAGAAGUAAUUGAAGACAAACGAGUUCAUAUUCGGCCGAUCAAGAGAAGGCGACACAGGCGAAAAGUGAUACAGGCGGUAAUCCCUCUACUCUUCGGCAUGAAGUCAGCUGCAGUAGUCAUAUUUGCGUUGUUCAUGGUCUCAGUGAUCACCAUCAAAGCGUUCUUAGCCAGUAAGAUGGCACUGAUGGUCACGGUUGGAAUGGCCCUGAAGAAGUUGUAUGAAAGCUAUGGUACCGGCGUCGGUUUGCAAAACCACCCAUACCUUUACUCACAAUAUCCCAUCGAUUUUCCGAGCGCCUCAUCGCACGCAUACUCCGUUAGCGGAGUGAGCCCACAGUUCGCAUCUCCAGAGAUGUAUAGCCCGACAGGAUUGGCUACACACUCGCACUCACACGAUUUGCUUCAAAACGACGCGAGUGCUCAGCAGUCGCAACAGGCGCCCUCUGUACUUGUGAACUCGACAAGAGCAUCGGAAAGAUGGGACGGGUUCCGGCGACGUCCAAUGUUUUAUGGAACCUCGCGCGCUACUUCAGAAUCCUUUUCGGGAUACCAGAAUCGCCGCUAACCGCUCCAUCCAUGACUAUGCCUAUGUAUGCUUUGCCUCAAAUGCAGAACGAUUUGCAAAGCCACAUGUUUAGCCCAUCGAUGGCUAUGCCAACAGCUCAGUAACAAAAUUGGACAUUGCAUCAAAUUUAUCGGAUCAAGUAGCGUUAUUUAGUUCACAUUCUGCUAAAUGUCAGAUUACCACGUAGCUUCUGCUUGAUCCUGAUAAAUUUACGAUAAUACGUGGUGAUCUGACAUUUAGCAAAGAGUUAUCGCAGGCGCAGUGUUUUAAGUUUCUGGACUGAACUUAAAAAUUGGACUCUCUCUUAAUUCUUGAACUUGAAUGUCCAGAUAAUUUAAGGUACUGCGUUCUUGUUUGAAUAUUUUGAGACUGAAUCUAAAUCCUGUGGUUUAUUAGACUAAUUCUGAGGUAUUAUAAGCGCGAGCCCGUCGACUUUAUUUUUAAAUAGUUACAAUAGUUAAUUUAUUUUAGGUUAUUGUAAUAAGACUUAUUUAUUCAGCACUUAUGUGAAAUAAAAAAUAUAAAAUUGAAA